GCGUUGCAGUGGUGUCCUGUCAUUAAGCUGUGUGUUCCGUGCUUGCCACUUCUUGUUCUUGUAGAGUAAACACAAAAGUAUUUCUUUUGAAGUUGUCCUCCAAUUUUUUGUCCGAAAAUAUGAAUUUAAAUGACUCGAGUCGCGUACUUAUAAUUUAGUGUCCGUUAUCAGCUAAAACUAAAAUCCACUGCCAUGGCUAGUGAUUUGAUAAGACAAAAGGAUAAGCUAGGCUCCCCGUCGACAGGAAGUGACGACGGCAAUGAACCCAAUGAGCCAGUAGGAGCGCAGACUAAAGAGCCCGAGGAACCGGAUUUAGGUGACUCUGCCCAUUAUGCCCCAUCAGAAACUUUGUGGUACCAUGGCAGGUUGGAUAGGUACCAAGCCGAAGAACGCUUGUGGAAUUGCAACAAGCUCGGGGCGUAUCUUGUAAGGGAGAGUGACCGAAAGCCUGGAUCAUAUGUGCUCUCUUAUCUGGGGCGAACAGGGAUGAAUCACUUUCGAAUAACCGCAGUUUGCGGCGAUUUUUACAUAGGAGGUAGACAGUUUGUAUCACUGAAUGAUCUAGUAGGUUAUUACACACAGUGCAGUGAUUUGUUGAAAAGGGAGCGGUUGGUACAUCCUGUAGCCCCUCCAGAACCUGUAAAUGACAAAAAGAGGGUGGUGGCAAUAUUGCCUUACACGAAAAUGCCGGAUACAGACGAGCUCACCUUCAAAAAGGGCGACAUAUUUUUCGUACACAAUGACAUGGACAACGGUUGGUUGUGGGUGACUGCCCAUCGCACCGGAGAACAGGGAAUGAUAUUCCAAGAAUUGGUGGAGGAUCUGGACGACAGCAUCGAUCCUAACACGGUGUUUCCAUGGUUCCAUCCCAACUGCACAAAAAACGAGGCGGUCGAUUUGUUGGUUAAAGCUGGACCUGGUAGUUUUCUGGUUCGCCCCAGCGAUAACUCUCCUGGCGAUUACUCGCUCUUUUUCCACAUCAAUAAUCAAAUCCAACGGUUCCGGAUCGAGAAAAAGGGUGUACGAUACCUGAUGGGCGGCCGCAUAUUCGAAUGCCUGGAUGCGGUCAUCAACCGUUACAGAAAGGAGCAGAUCGUCGAGGGCUACACCCUCCAGCACCCUCUGGUGGUGGACGGCAGCAAACAGCUCGACUGGGUUCCCGAAAACCAAAAGGCUAAGUCGGACGCGGAGAAGAUUUACGCUACGCUACGGGAAUGUCGUGACCAGGCGGGCUUGAAAAAAAUGAGGGGCAUCAAGCACCAAGGGUACCUGCAUCGCAAAUCCGACAAAACGGUGAAAAAAUGGAAGCUACUCUAUUUCGUCCUGUUGGUCGAGGGCACCGACACCCACCUGUACUUUUACGAGAACCCCAAACGCACCAAACCGAAGGGGUUGAUCGAUUUGUCCUGCGCCUACCUUUACCAGGUGCACGACAGUUUAUGGGAGCGCUCGAACUGCAUCCAGAUCGUGGAACGCGCCCUGCCUUGUCUAGCGACGGCCACCCACUUGGCCGCCCGCUCCCCCGAAGACUGCCAGGAUUGGGUCAACGCGCUCAAGCCGUUAUGCGUGCCCCAAUUGAGCCGCGCCACCGCCAAGGUGCCCCGUUUGAGGGAGCUCCGAUGUCUCACCCUCCACCUUCUCGACGCCCACAGAUUACCUUACAAGUUGGUACCGCUGCCUUACGUCACCGUGCAGUUCAAUAAUCAGGUGCGCAUCGCCCGCACCAGAGCUAAGAGUGGACCGGACCCCGUGUGGGACGAAGAGUUUGUCUUCGACGACGUGCCGUGCGACGUGGUCUCCAUUUCGCUGACCGUUUUCAAUAAAGGCAAGCGCGGCAAAGACACUGAAGUAGCCGAGCUCCACCUCGAACUGUCCGGGUUAGGCAACGGCGAAGAACGGGAGGAGUGGUACUCCCUUUCCGGCCUCACGCCCAUGGGCGAAUGGGGCUCGUUAAGACUGAGGACGAGAUACCUGCAUGACCUGGUGAUGCCCGGCGAGGAGUACAGCCCGCUGCAGCAACUGCUGCUCGAGCCGGGCUUGGCAUCCGUCAAAACACUGGCGGAAAUCUGUCACCUGGACCGCGCCCCUCUCGCAACUGCGCUACUGCGCGUCUUCCGUUCGGAGGGCAGAGAGACGGAGCUGCUGCGCGAGCUCAACUGCGCGGAGGUGGCACGCGAGACUGAGACCGGUACUCUGUUCCGCGCCGCCUCCCUCGCCACCACCCUCAUGGACCUCUACAUGAGGGCGGAGUGCGGCGGUUUCCUGCAGGCAGCCGUUCUCGAGACGGUCCUGCGCCUGCUAGAGAGCAAGCAGUCCGCAGAACUCAAUCCGGCCAAGAUGGAGUCGCUGGACGAUGCGUGCGCCAACGCGGAGUUUUUGUUACAGGUGCUGGACCAGGUGACGUUGUCGAUUUUCACGUCCCCUGACGCUUGUCCGAGGUCGCUGCGCUACAUCUGCGGCUGCCUCCAGAGGGCGGCCGCAGGAAAAUGGCCGGACGAGCGGCUGGUGCGUACCCGGGUGGUGUCGGGUUUCAUAUUCCUCAGGCUGUUGUGCCCUGCCCUGCUCAAUCCCCGCCAAUUCGGGUUGGUCAGCGAACAGCCGAGUCCGGCAGCCACCCGCAGCCUCGUCAUGGUGGCCAAGUGCCUCCAGAAUUUGGCCAAUUUGGUCGAGUUCGGAGGUAAGGAGCCCUAUAUGGAAGUGGUCAACCCAUUCAUACUGAAGAACAAGGAGCGGAUGGUGGUGUUCCUCGACCAGCUGUCCAUGGUCAACGACCCAGGCGAUCCGCGUAUAGUAUCGAAACCGGACACCGCCAAAGAGUUGGCAACAUUGCACCAUAUAUGCGUCGCCCACCUCCCCGAGCUUCAAGCGGUAGCCAAGGUAAAUUCGUCGAUCAAAACGCUGGUGACCGUGACGGAAAUGUUGGCCAAACACAAGCAGAAGUACUUGGAGAUGAUAAGAUAGUUGAUGUUGGGCCAGAAAAAGCUCGAACUGGCGUCGAAAAAGUUCCAGCAGUGAGCGGAGAGCUGCGAUCGAUAACGAUAUUUUUGUACGUCACGGACAUCGACUUAUUCGUAAGGAAGGCUAGACCCAUUUAAUCCCCUCCCCCACCUUCCUGCCCCCGCACUACUACUCUAAGUCGCGUGGUUUUUCUGUCAUCAUAGUGCCAUAUAUAUAUUCAAUCUACCACGGGGACACUUUCUGAUCGGAAUCUAUCGGGAAAACGACACCAAAAAAAACCUACAUAUAUCGACUGUAAUGAACCAUUCUAAGUCAGUUUUUUUUUAUUAUUAGUCAAUGCGCUCGGGAGUUUUUGGACUGGUUAUUUUAGUUAGGUUAGGUUUAGUUAGAAGUUGGUUAGUUAUCCCUCCUUUUUUCGCGAGCUUCCCAUUUUUUUCUGAUCAAAAAUUUGCAGAUUGUGACCAGGGAUUUAUAAGCGACAAAAAAGUACCAAAUUUGUGUUCUACCUUUAAGAUCAUAGGACAAAAUGGUUUAUGAGAAAAAAACUUUUUAAGCGUCCAAACACUCCCUAGUAUGUUUCGUUUUUUGUAUAAACUGCUACGUAUUUAUUUGAUUGUUAGUACGUCAUAUUAUAUAUUAGACUGUGUAAUAGGUGAGGUGUAUUUGUACUCAUUAUUAUUCGCAUUGAAUGUAAACUUUUCUACCGUUUCGGUUCGUUUUUUAAUAAAAGCCCUUUUUAUAUAUCCUAUUGGAACCAUGACGAAACUUUUUUGUUUUACUUGGAAGCGUUUGCCUUUUUAGCUAUGCGCAGUUUUUUAAUUACGACAAUCAAAAAAACUUUUCAAGCUUCUUUUAAAAUCAGAAUGUUUGUUCUGACCGUGAUCGUAUCAUUCUCCAACGAAUCUAUAUAUAAGAUGUUCCAACGCGACAGGGAACUACGCAAAAAUCGGUAAUUUUUAGUUGUUCAAACAUUUUUUGACGCAUCCAAGGUUUGUACGAAAUUGAAAAACAAAAUUAAUCUACUGGAAAUUACCUUCCUAAAACGGUUAUCGUUGAAGAAGGUAAUUUCGAUACUAGUCAGUAGGAACUGCUUGAAGGGAAUGGAAUUUUCGUCCCAAGUUUUCUUUUAUAUUUUCCAUAAAAAUCUAUUAUAAUGUUGGUGUCACUUACGUCCAUUUAUGUUCUUUUUUCGUUGCAUUUGAUGGACUGAGAAAAUUUGAUGUUUGAAAUUGUAUUAUCAUUGCACUUACACUUUCCACCAUUUUCUCUCCAGACGGCGACCUCCACGCACUUAAUUCGUUUUCCCAAAAGAUUUGACGAGAUCUAGGCAUAUUUUGAGAAAAUACUGUAAAAUUGCUACAUCUAAACUGAAUCCUGUCGAAUUGCCGAACUGUCUGCAGCCAUGUUAGUUGCUUAAGAACGAUAUUUCAAAUGAUCGUAUAUGCGCCUGUUAAUUAAAUGGAUAUUUUUUCAUCGUGACUUCAAAAAUUCCUGUAGAGCGCGAUUCCUUAUUAAAAAAAAGUGUAUAUAUACACGUUUCGAAAAUUUUCAUUAAUUUAUUAAUUUUAUUUAUGACGUCUCCUCUCCAGCCCACCACUGCUUUUUUUGUAACUUUAGUGUUUGCUGUUUGAUUAAGCAUCUAAAAAUACAACUUCUUUGCCUCUUGCAAAAAAACAAGAACAGUUUUAUGACAUGUCACAUGACAAAAUCGUUUGGGACAGGUGCAAAAUUCACGCAUGUGCUUAAAACUAGUUCUACCGAUUCGAAAACUACACUCGAACCAAAACAUCAGGUUCAAACAAAUCUAUUUUUUUCUUAUCCAUCCAUUGAAACACCGCUACAUCUCACAUUGUAUAGGCUAGCCCGUUUUUCUUAGGACGCUACCUUAUCUCAGGAACUAUAGGGAAUGGAGCCAAAAGUUAAAUACAAACCUUUAAUUUAUUAUAAUGUUGUAUAUACAGGAUGUUUUAAUUUUUCGUGGGCUAGUAUCAACUUUCUUAUUAUAAAUGGAACGCCUGGUAUAUUCGUUUUUUAAUUCUAUAAAAAUUUCUAGACAUUUUUUGUGUAAUAUCCUAUACCUUAGUAUAACCGUUUCUGGCAUUUUUAAUUUUUUAUGCGAAAAUUGACGUUUGCGAGGCUUAACAUAUUUGCCCAAUUCUUCAUUCGGAAGCAUUUUUUGUUUCACUUGAGUAAAUUUUGCUGUAGACGAAGGACUCGAACAACGAAGUUCAUAAUAAAUUUCGAUAUUUAAUAAUACAGGGAACGCGAAAAAUACGAUUAAAAAUGAAAUUAAAAAAAUUGCCAUAAAAAAUUGUUUUUUAAAUGGAAACCAUCCGUUUUUAUAAUCCUGUCAUAUUUAGCAUAAAAAAUUAAAACAAUUUUAUAUAAAGUUGUAUUUUACAUUUUUACUUUUUGAAAUAUUACCUUUUAAACAUUUGUCACAAAUAAUAUGCGGUUGCCAUAUAAAUUUGAUUAGUGUAAGGUGGCUAUGACAGCUUUAAACAAAAUAAGUGCUAGGAUGCUGCUUGCGUAUUAUGUUUACCACAGACGAAAAGAUUGAUGUUAGAAAGUUACAUACCCUGGCCCUUAGAGAUUAUAUUAGAAAAUUUCCAUUAAGAAUGCGCCCAAAAAAAAAAAGAUCUUCGAGAGGAUUUACGAACACUUUAAAAUAUAUGGAACUUUGAAGAAAGAAAAAGAUAGACGUUGUCAUAUUUUGAAUGAUGAAGAGCAACUUAAUAUUUUGUUGUAUUUUGCAGAGACCCCUGGAGAUUUAACCCGAAUCUUUUAGAAAUGCCAUUAUGUAUUUAAAGACCCUUUAUACUGCUUGUAUAUUAUUAUAUAUUAAUUUUUUAUUGAUCGUUCAUUACCAAAAAAUAUCACCAACGUUAUCGCUUAUCCUUGGUUUUAUUUUGUGAAAAUGAUGCAUACAUCUUUGGAACUAUGAAAUAGCAAUUCAUAGUGGCAGCACUUGUUUUGUUUAAACGCCGUCAUAGCCAGCUUACACCAACUGAACUUAUAUGGAAACAGCAUAUUAUUUGUGAUAGACAAAGGAAAUAUUUCAAAAAGUAAUAUUGGGCAUAUACAACCUUAUAUAAAAUUGCCUUAAUUUUUAAUGCUAAAUUAUAACAAGAUUAUUAAAAGUGCGUGGUUUCCAUUAAAAAAAGUUUUUUGGCAUUUUUUUUUAAUUUUAUUUUUAAUCUUAUUUUUCGCGUACCAUGUAUCGAAAUUUCUUAUGAAAUCCGUUAUUCCAGUCCUUCGUCGACAACAAAAUUUACUCAAGUGAAACCAUAAAUGCUUUUGAAUGAAAAAAUUGGCAGAUAUUUUGCAAACAUCAUUUUUCGCAUAAAAAAUUAAAAAUGUCAAAAACCGUUAGACCUAGGUUUAGGACAUUAUACGCAAUGUCGUAUAGAAUUCAAAAAUGAACUAAUAUCCAGGUUUUAAAAUAAGUUGAGACUCGCCCACGAGAAAUGAAACACCCUGUAUAUACUGUAUAUUAAAAUAAAUUAAAGCUUUGUAAUACCCCAAUUAACUUUUGUAUUUAACUUUUGGCUCCAUCCCGUAUAGUUUCUGAGAUAAGGUGGUGGCCCACCCUAUGGCUCACCUACCUACAUUGCACAAGCCGUGUUGAUCGAAAAGGUAUUGGCAGCACUGCAUAAACGACUUUACGAAACCCAUGAUAUCAUCGUAAACAAAAAAAAAAUGAGUUCCUUAGAUUUCCUAAAAGGGUAAUAAUUGCUUUUAAAACGAUACGUUUUGUUUCGUGUCGCGAUAGCCAAUUGUGAAGCAAAUGACGGAUAGAAACACGACGCUACUUUUUGUUAUUUACAAUUGUGAGUGUUCAAAGCAAUAAUUUUGCACAACGAUCGAUGUUCGAGCAGGAUGAGUCAUUUCUCGAGGCGUUUCCACCGUGAAUUCCAAUCGUAAAAGACUUGUCGGCGAUCGGAAUCGAGGACGAGAACCUUCGCACCGAUAUUUUAAAUCAUUUCGCAAAUUUGCAAAUUCCCACCGA
Molecule: messenger RNA, 6967 nt
Organism: Cylas formicarius (sweet potato weevil)
Lineage: Eukaryota; Metazoa; Arthropoda; Insecta; Coleoptera; Brentidae
Gene: vap
Product: ras GTPase-activating protein 1
Exons: 13
Coding region: 193-2961 (922 amino acids)
Biological process (GO): regulation of GTPase activity
Molecular function (GO): protein binding
Source: RefSeq, a predicted model, not a curated record